Manihot esculenta (cassava) is the source of this 2305-nucleotide messenger RNA. Its product is annotated as proline-rich receptor-like protein kinase PERK15. The record is from RefSeq and is a predicted model, not a curated record. Lineage: Eukaryota; Viridiplantae; Streptophyta; Magnoliopsida; Malpighiales; Euphorbiaceae. The transcript is spliced from 15 exons. The coding region runs from base 27 to 2057 and encodes 676 amino acids. Gene Ontology annotation, biological process: protein phosphorylation. Gene Ontology annotation, molecular function: ATP binding; protein kinase activity.
UCUCUCUCAGCCCUAAGCAGAUCUUGAUGGCUUGCUUGAUUAACUGUUUCAGAAACACUGAGACCAAUCCCAGCAUUGGCAGUAGAGAAAGAUUUGGGCUAAGAGAAUAUAGCUAUGGUAAACUAGCAGAUUCAACUGACAAGUUCUCCAAUGCAAAUCUCCUUGGUGAGGGUGGUUUUGGCCAAGUUUACAAAGGAUCAAUAGAUGGCAAAGUUGUUGCUAUUAAGAAACUUAAACAACUUCCAGAUGAACAAUCCAGAGAAGGAUUGGAGCAAGAGAUCAAGGUUGUUAGCAGUGUGAGUCAUAAAAAUCUUGUUAAACUAGUCGGAUACUGUAUCGAAGGACCCAAUAGAUUGCUUGUUUUGGAGUAUGUUCCCCAAAGAUCAUUAAAAUUUCAUUUACAUGGAAACAAUAUUCUAGAGUGGAAGAAUAGAAUGAAAAUUGCUAUAGGAUCAGCUAAAGGGUUGGAAUACCUACAUGAACUAUGCAAACCCAAGAUUAUACAUCGUGAUAUUAAGGCUGAUAAUAUUCUUGUUGACGACAAUUUUGAACCCAAGGUUGCAGAUUUUGGUCUUGCCUUGUUUUUUCCAGAAAUCGGUAGCCUCACUCACAUCUCUAGAUCAAAUAAGGGAACUGAAGUUUAUGCAGAUCCAGAAAAUUAUCCCUCUCAGAAAGUAUCUGAAAAGUCGGAUGUUUAUUCCUAUGGUGUAGUGCUAUUAGAGCUAAUAACCGGGAGAAAAACUAAAGUUGAAGGCAUAGAUAUUGUUACUUGGGCAAAAUCUCGAAUUGAAUAUGCUUUACGCAGUGGAGAUUUUACAAAUCUUUUAGAUCCUAAAUUACAAAUGAAUUGUGUCGAAGAGGAAUUAAGAAUAAUGAUUUGUUGCUCUACAGCUUGUGUAUACAAACCUUCACACUUUCGCCCACUAAUGAAAGAGAUAGUUCGAGCUCUCGAAGGAUAUAUGAGUAUAAAGGAUAUAUGGGAUGAGAAGAAUGACAACAAAUUCUUGAGUGAUAACCCUAAGCCUAAUGGUUCUCAUAAUGUUGACGAGUUCCAGCAUACGGUACCAAAGCCUCUUGUCCUUUCAGAAGCUAUUAAUGGCAUUGAGUCGAGGAAUUUUACUCAACAGGAACUCAUGGUUACAACUAAUGGCUCCUCUAAUACCACUAAAGUCAAUAAGAAGUUUCGAGCUUAUUUUGAAGACGAUUAUAAGCUGAAUAGCUUUACUUAUCAAGAACUUAUAGUGGCAACUAGAGGUUUCUCUGAGGACAACCGUCUUGACGAAGGUCCUUUGGGUCAAGUCUACAAGGGAGACCUAAAUGGUGAAAAGGUGACAGUUAAGAAAUUUAAUAAUCCUAGGAAGCAAGAAGAGGAAUACAAGAAGAUGAAAGCUAUUGGGAGUAGUUUCCAUCACAGAAAUGUUGUUAACCUUAUUGGAUACUGCGAAGAAGGAGCCAACAGACUGCUUGUUUAUGAGUUUAUUCCGCAAGGCAAAUCCUUCAGAUGUUAUUUAAGUGAUGGCGGUUCAACUUUGCCCUGGAUUACCAGAAUUCGGAUCUGCAUUCGUGCCGCGGAUAUUCAGGCUUUGCUGCUCACAAGUGAUGAGUGCUGGUGGGAUCCAUCACUUCAUUGGAAGGACAUCUUUCUUCUUGGUGAUGAUGAUUUAGAACCAAAGUUAGCAGAGUAUGGACGUGAAAAGUUUUUUUCAGAUUUCUCCCCUCAUAAAUCCAAUAGUUGUAUGGCUCCUGAAUAUACUAGUACUAGGAUGUUCACCCAGAAGACCAGAGUUUAUUCUUGUGGCGUAAUGCUUUUAGAGAUGAUAACUGGGAAAGAAGCUGUUGAUGCUGUACUUCAAUGGGCGGUACCUCAACUUGAAAGGGCUCGGUCCAGCGGCAAUUAUGAUUUUGUCGACAGGAGAUUGAAGGAUUAUAAUAAAAUUGAAAUGGAUCGAAUGAUUGCUUGUUCCUUGGCCUGUUUACGUGAUAAUCCACAAGAUCGACCGGAAAUGAGUCAGAUAGUUGAAGUUUUAAAAGGAAAUAUCGAUCUUCAAGAUCUCUGAAAAAGAAAAUUAUAGCUAAACUCAGGACAUUGAAGCAUAAUAGUCGGUUGCUCAAGUUUUGGAUUCUGUCUAUAGGGUAAUUUUUAUCCAUCAUCCCUCAAUUUAUUAGUUAUUACACUUUUAUUUUUCAUAUUUAAUUUAUUACCACAAAAUCCUUCAUCUUUAAAAGUAUUAUAAAAAAACUCUAAAUCAUUUUCGUUAAAUUAUUUGACAAAACUAAUAUGUAACAGUGUUAUAGUAUAAAAAUA